Messenger RNA from Salarias fasciatus (jewelled blenny), 1242 nucleotides. It is a transcript of the gene epoa, whose product is annotated as erythropoietin a. Gene Ontology annotation, cellular component: extracellular region. The coding region runs from base 30 to 644 and encodes 204 amino acids. Gene Ontology annotation, molecular function: hormone activity; cytokine activity; erythropoietin receptor binding. The record is from RefSeq and is a predicted model, not a curated record. The transcript is spliced from 5 exons. Lineage: Eukaryota; Metazoa; Chordata; Actinopteri; Blenniiformes; Blenniidae. Gene Ontology annotation, biological process: nucleate erythrocyte development.
GAUCCACAAAAGAGCUUCGUUUCCAAUUAAUGGGCAAUAGACGGACCUAUGGGCCAAACCGCGAGGACCCUGUGAGGGGCUCUGCGGACACCGCUAUGGACUUUCCCAGACUGCUUGCCUUGCUGUUGAUAGUACUGGAGUGGACCCGGCCAGGCCUGCUGUCCCCGCUGAAGCCAAUCUGUGACCUGAGGGUCCUGAACCAUUUCAUCAAGGAGGCACGAGACGCCGAAGUCGCUAUGAAGGCAUGCAGAGAAGGCUGUGGCCUGACGGAGGCGGUAACUGUUCCCCAAACCACAGUGGACUUGGAUGUCUGGGAGAAGAAAAAUGCACUGGAUCAAGCUCAGGAAGUGCAGACCGGCUUGUGGCUUUUACAAGUGGCCCUGGGCUCGCUGCGGUCGUCGGUCACCAACACGGCUCUGCACAGCCACAUAGACAACACCAUCAGAAACCUGCCCAGCAUCAACGCCGUGCUGCGGAGCCUCAACUUUCAGGAGUACACGCCGCCGUCGAGUGCAGCGGGGCUUGAGGGGACGUGGCGAGUGUCCUCGGCGUCGGAGCUGCUCCAGGUCCACGUCAACUUCCUGCGAGGCAAAGUGCGCCUCCUCCUCUUGGACGCACAGGCCUGUCAGCAAGACGUCAGCUGAUCGGCCAAACGCCCGACUCCGGGGCGAAGGUAAUUUGUGUUUCCAAAAAAGGCAAGCGGAGGAACCUGACACUGUUGACCUGCGCGCCGGCUUGCUGGAAGCGGAAGGAGGAAGACGCGGCGAUCCUCGGGAAGCGAGGAAGGAAGGAAGGAAGGAAGGACGAUCCCAGCAAGGCUUUGGACUGGACGGGAGACGAUAGCACCUUGGAAUGUAGACGUGACGGACUGGCGGAUGUGGCGAAGCACACGCUGACCAAAAUAUAGGAAAUGCCCUCGAGAAGCACUGUUCCAAUCGCUGUCCUACUGGCACUCUCUUGCACUUUGUGUGGAUGCAUUUCGUGUGGGCGAGCUCACUGUGCAUGUAUGUGUAUGUUUCCAGUGACUCUGACCCAGACAAUCGUCUCUUUAGAGUAAAUUGUGGAGCGGAACACUCAGAAAAGUAUUGAUCGCACCGGGAAAUCUGAGGACUGCGGGGUUGCGACAGGGCGGCCGUUUCCACUCCCAUGGCAAAGAGGCAGGAAAAAAAAAAAAACAAGGCCUCAGCCACUCAUGAAUUCAACAAUUUUCAGAAGUAUUCGUUCCUUCUUUUGAAUUAUUUU